Aphanomyces invadans is the source of this 813-nucleotide messenger RNA. RefSeq lists its product as hypothetical. NCBI's taxonomy places the organism in Eukaryota, Oomycota, Saprolegniomycetes, Saprolegniales, Verrucalvaceae. The record is from RefSeq and is a predicted model, not a curated record. The coding region runs from base 55 to 603 and encodes 182 amino acids. The transcript has a single exon.
CGUUCAUCGCGACGUGGACGACUUCGCACCUCUGUGCGAUUGUUCAAUUUGAUCAUGAAGGCUUCGUUUGCCGCCGCCGUGUUGGCUGUUGCCGUCUGCCUCCUCUCGGGUGCACCCCAAGUAUCGGCUGGUGUGUCCCUCCGUGGCGAUAGCCACGCUGACGCUGCGAGUCAAGUCGCAGCGUUCGAGCGCCAUUUGGCCGUGCAAAACGCGAUGAACACGAAGGCCCCCGUGACGAACAAGCCGAAGAAGACCAAGAAGCCUAAGAAAACCAAGAAGCCCAAGACGAAAAAGCCGAAGAAAACCAAGAAGCCCAAGACGAAAAAGCCGAAGAAGACCAAGAAACCUACGGCGAAGAAGUCCACGACAGCCAAGCCUGCGUCGAAAACCAAAAAGGACAACAAAAAGAGUGCAGGCGCCAAACCUGCCCCUGCGACGAACCCUACGUCGACACCCGCUGGUACUCCUCUCCCUACAACUGACUUGUCCAAGUCGGCCAAGAAGGAUGAAGUCAAGCCGACGAAGAACGGUGCUUCCACCUCGACCUUGGCCGUCUUCUCGACCGCAACUGUCGUUGCCCUCACAAUCUCGUCGCUGCUUUAAUCCUAUCCUCUCCUUUGUACUCUGCCCAGCAUGUUGUCGCCACGAACGCAUUCAAUAGCGAGUGCCCCACGCAGAGACGAACAUCGUGACCAUCCAUCUCGUGCGUGGAUUCCGCAGCGUCGUUCGGCUCCUCCAGCACUCUUCACCAUGUCCAGAUCUUUUCCUGUCAAUUCUCUUUUCAAUCAAGCUGUCGACCAAUCAAAACGAACG